AUGAGAGCAGCACCGAAGGAUAUAAUCCCAGAAAGUGAGGAGGACCGAUUACGAACAAAAUGCAAGGAAUUAAAGAAGCGAAUUUCCCAAGUUGAAGAGACUAACGAGGUGGCCACAAUUGCAUUAAGCAGAACAAUGGCAUCUAUUCGUCGAUUGAGACUAGAGUAUUCUAUUUUACUAGAACGGUUAGAAGAACGAGCUCAGCACAUUCCAGAUGGAAUAACGAGUUUUGAAGAAAUGGCAGGUCCGCCAACACCUAAUAUUUUAGAUGAUACAUUGGUUAAGAGUUCAAAGAAUGGGUCGAGUAGUAAAAGGACAAGCAAAAGAUUAAUACUCAAGCCGCCAAGUGGUGGAUCCAACACAACAGCGGGAGGAGCAGCGGCUUCGGCAGCGGCUUCAGCAGCUUCAGCAGCUUCGGCAGCUUCGGCAGCAGCAGCAGCAGGAGGAGGAGAAGGAGAAGGAGAAGGAGAAGGAGAAGGAGCAGCAUCAGCAGCAGUGGAAUCCACCGGGAAUAAACAAAUUCCAGAAUCAUCGUUUAAAAACUCUAAAACCAGAGAUCCAGAUUUACCAAAACGUCCUACUAAUUCGUACUUGAUAUUUUGUGAACAAGAAAAGGAAAGACUAAGACAAGAAGAUCUGGGAAACACAAAGGAUUUGUCAAAGACAAUGACUGAAGCGUGGAAAAACUUGGAUGAAGAAGGUAGAAAACCAUACUAUAAACUAUAUGAAGAUGAUAGAAUUAGGUACCAAAAGGAAAUGGCUGAGUAUUAUCGGAAGAUAUAUAAACACGAAAAAGCUGAUGCGGAAGACGAAGAUAAAUCGGAACAGGAGACAAAACGACAGAAACUAAAAGAGGCCGCCGUUGUCGAUUCUGCAGCUGAUGAUGCAGAUGUAGCUGAUGCUACUCCAGCCGUUGAUGCUGCUGCAACCGCUGAUGCCACUCAUGCGGCUGACAAGCAUGACCAUUCAAUACAAGAGGAGAAAUCACCAGUCAUAGUAAAAGCAGAGGAAAAUGUGGAAGCAAAAGCAGAGGAAAAUGUAGAAGCAAAAGCUGAAGAAAAUGUAGAAGCAAAAGCUGAAGAAAAUGUAGAAGCAAAAGCUGAAGAAAAUGUAGAAGCAAAAGCUGAAGAAAAUGUGGAAGCAAAAGCUGAAGAAAAUGUGGAAGCAAAAGCAGAAGAAAAUGUAGAAGUGAAAACAGAAGAAAAUACCCAAGUUUAA
Molecule: messenger RNA, 1218 nt
Organism: Lodderomyces oxycetoniae
Lineage: Eukaryota; Fungi; Ascomycota; Pichiomycetes; Serinales; Debaryomycetaceae
Exons: 2
Coding region: 1-1218 (405 amino acids)
Molecular function (GO): DNA binding
Source: RefSeq, a predicted model, not a curated record